CACUCCUUUGUGUAACAAGUAUUUAUUGAGCUACUGUUACUGCGUGCAGUGACUGAUGGAUGAAUGAAUGCAUAUAAGGAGAAAAUCAGCGCACAGGGACUAGAGAUGGAGGGGAGGGUCUCAAAGCCACUCCCACGUACCCCACCUGGCUUCUAACCGCCGGCCACACGCUUGACACGCCGGAUAUGACGUCACCCACUCCCGUGGUUCCCAGAACUAGUUGGUAAGACCGGAAAUUAACCCGGAGGGAAGGGGGGGGAAUGUGCAGAUUGACCGGAAGUAGGCCCCGACGGGCACUGCCAGCCUCAGCUCCCGGGAGCCGGUCGAAAAGAGCGUGAGGAGGGCGGGACAAGGGGCGGGGCCGCUGCAGGGGCGGGGCUUGGGGGCGGGGGGCGGGGACCCUUCGUCCCCGCCGGACCCCGCCUGCCCUGGCGCCGGCGGCGGCGCGGCCAUGAAGCUGAAGCUGAAGAACGUGUUCCUCGCUUACUUCCUCGUGUCGAUCGCCGGCCUCCUCUACGCGUUGGUGCAGCUCGGCCAGCCAUGUGACUGCCUCCCUCCCCUGCGGGCAGCAGCAGAGCAGCUUCGGCAGAAGGAUCUGAGGAUUUCCCAGCUGCAAGCCGAUCUCCGUCGCCCACCCCCUGCCCCUGCCCAGCCCCCUGAACCUGAGGCUCUGCCUACUAUCUAUGUUGUUACCCCCACCUAUGCCAGGCUGGUGCAGAAGGCGGAGCUGGUGCGGCUGUCCCAGACCCUGAGCCUGGUGCCCCGACUCCAUUGGCUGCUGGUAGAGGAUGCUGAGGGCCCCACCCCAUUGGUCUCAGGGCUGCUGGCUGCCUCUGGCCUCCUCUUCACACACCUGGCAGUCCUCACCCCCAAGGCCCAGCAACUCCGGGAGGGCGAACCAGGCUGGGUUCGGCCCCGAGGUGUAGAGCAACGAAACAGGGCCCUGGACUGGCUCCGGAGUGGAGGGGGUGCUGUAGGGGGAGAGAAGGACCCACCCCCACCAGGCACCCGGGGAGUCGUGUACUUUGCUGACGAUGACAACACCUACAGCCGGGAACUCUUUGAGGAGAUGCGCUGGACCCAUGGAGUCUCAGUGUGGCCCGUGGGGCUGGUGGGCGGCCUGCGAUUUGAGGGCCCUCGUGUACAGGAUGGCCGGGUUGUGGGCUUCCAUACGGCAUGGGAGCCCAACAGACCCUUCCCAGUGGAUAUGGCGGGAUUUGCUGUUGCCCUGCCUUUGCUGUUGGCUAAACCCAGUGCUCGCUUUGAUGCUACUGCUCCUCGGGGCCACCUGGAGAGCAGUCUUCUGAGCCACCUUGUAGAUCCCAAGGACCUGGAGCCACGGGCUGCCAACUGCACUCGGGUUCUGGUGUGGCAUACGCGGACAGAGAAGCCCAAGAUGAAGCAGGAGGAGCAGCUACAGCGGCAGGGCCGAGGCUCAGACCCAGCUGUCGAGGUGUGAUGAUGGCCCUGCCCUGUGCACCACCUCAUCAGGCACAGACCUGUGAGACUGGGCCCCUGGCCUGCCCAGGUUUUCCAAGUCCUGACCCCUCAGAGCCAGGGGCAGCCCCUCUGCCCCUUCAGCCCCAGGGCGUGGCCCAGCUGCUUUUCCCCUCCCCCAGCCUGCCAUGUGGCACUGCCCACAGGCUAGGGACAAGCAGCCCUUGUGUUGAGCCAGAUCGGCCCUGUCUGGGGCCGAGCAGAAAAGACAGACUCAGGAGGGAGGGCGGCUGAGUAACUGGGUAACUUAUUGGGGCUGGACGUGCACUGGGGGGCUGGAGGAGCUGGGCUGGACCCUCCCCACCUGAGCAUGCUGACCCCCCUCCUACCUCCAGAAUAAAAACUCUCAACCU
Messenger RNA from Hippopotamus amphibius kiboko, 1850 nucleotides. It is a transcript of the gene B3GAT3, whose product is annotated as beta-1,3-glucuronyltransferase 3. The coding region runs from base 452 to 1459 and encodes 335 amino acids. The record is from RefSeq and is a predicted model, not a curated record. NCBI's taxonomy places the organism in Eukaryota, Metazoa, Chordata, Mammalia, Artiodactyla, Hippopotamidae. The transcript is spliced from 5 exons. Gene Ontology annotation, cellular component: Golgi membrane. Gene Ontology annotation, biological process: chondroitin sulfate proteoglycan biosynthetic process; carbohydrate metabolic process. Gene Ontology annotation, molecular function: galactosylgalactosylxylosylprotein 3-beta-glucuronosyltransferase activity.